Vitrella brassicaformis is the source of this 2419-nucleotide messenger RNA. Lineage: Eukaryota; Vitrellaceae. The record is from the annotation of a GenBank genome assembly.
CCAGCAGCAGGAGCAGCCCGGACAGCUGCAUCAUUCAUCGCGAAUCUGCGUGAGAUCCAUGGAUCUGUCCGAAGAUGCACCAUCUGCCGAGGGUGGCGGGGCUGCUGUGGCAGUUGCCAUGGCCUCGGAGGUAUCCGUGUACUUCACGACCAAGUUGCCGGAUGAGUUCCGCGUGGCGCCUGAUCCAUUCCUGGUGCCAACCAAACUGGCGAGAUACGGACUAUCGGAGGUGAGGGAUGAUGGAGGGAGGGAUGCACGAUGUCGUCGAUGUCGUCCGUGUUUUGCUGCAUGCUGUGCUUCUAUCUAUCUUAAGGUGAUCAAUCAUCUGCUGGGUCUGGAUCCCCCGCGGCCGUUUGACUUUCUCGUCGAUGAUGAGUUCCUCAGGACCUCACUCGCCAAGUGAGUCAAGUGAACACACUCUCUCGUCGCUGCUCUCCACGGCCGCCUCUUCCUUUGCCUGUCUGUGUGGGUUUGAUUCAGGUAUAUGGUUGAUCAUGGUUUGACCAGUGAGAGGACGCUCACAAUCGAGUACACGCAUGCACUGGGGAGGCCGUCCACACGCGACAUCGACAAGCAGCCCGACUGGAUCGCCGACCUCACCACCACACACCUCACAGGCGACACCGCGUUGCUUAUCAGCGGCUCCUAUGACGGCGUGGCCCGUUUCCAUGUCAUGUCAUCCUCUGCGGGCGACCCCUCGCCAACCCCGGCCGCCAAGGGCGCCCUCACUGUGUCAUCGGAGGCGUGCAUCGUGGCGGUGGACAGCUGGUCGGGCGAGGCGGCCGAUGGGUCGCCCAUCGAGCUGGCCGCUGCACUCAAGAACGGCGAGGUGCGGUGGCUGUGUGUCGACCCGAAUGCCGUUGAGAGCGUGGAGGAGCAUGUGGGCCGAGGGUGAGACCACCAAGACCAUGGAUAUACAUCACACACUUGUCUGUCUCUUUCCGACUCUGCGGUGCGAUCGAUGUGCAUCAAUCAGUAUGUAUGUAUGUUUCGGUGUGUUAGGCACAUGGAGAGCGUUGAGUGCGUGUCCAUCAGCGCCGAUGGAGCACACAUAGCCACCGGGGGCUGGGACAACAGUGUCAUCGUGUGGGACAACGUAAGUAACCCUGCAGACAGACACGAAUCUAUCUAUCUGGGACAGAAUGGGAUGGGAUGGAAUCAUGUCGUUCGUGCCAUCCAUCGGUCAGACAUCUGCGGUGGAGUCCCUACGCGCGAAUAUCAAGGCCGCAUUGGGCAAGAGGUGAGUGAGUGACGCCACACAGGGGGGAUCCACCAAAGAGUCACGUCACGAGGCACGGUGCAUGUGCAUGUGCAUGUGGUGUGUCAGGUCAGCGUCAGAGACGUCGCACAGCCCCAAGUUCACCCUCAAGGGCCACACACAGACAGUGCAGGACGUAUGCUGGCCGCAAGCACCCGGUGCAUUCCAGCUUUUCAGGUAUCAAUCACACGGCAGCACUACUUGUGCUUGAAUCUGAUGUUUCAUUGUUGUGCUGAUGACAUCUUUUAGCGCCUCGUUCGACCAGACAGUCCGUGUGUGGGACACCGUGGCGGCAAUGCCCGUCUGCACAUUCCCAUGCGCUAAGGUGGGCGAGUAACGUGACUUACAUGCCACCCGUAUGGUGUCUGUCCGUUCUGUGUGUGCGUGUGUGUUUCAGGCGGCCAACAGCUUGAGUGUGAGCCCCAGUGGUCAAGAGCUGUGCACGGCGCAUGAGGACGGGUGAGCAGCCGAGACACAGACGUGCCAGUGCAGAUGCGACAUUGGCCGUUUGUUUUAUCAGGCGUGUGAGGGUGUGGGACAUCCGGGGAGGCAAUAGACCAGCAGGUGAGGGCGGGGGAGGGGGCGGCGAACAGACAGGGUGCCACCAGCAUGGAAGGAGGCACGCCUUUGGCUUGAUCUGCAGGUUCGUCCUCAUCGAGUGCUUCGUCUGCCGUGAAGGUUGAUGCAUCGAGUGCUCUCGCACUCACACACACUUACACCGUCCACAGAAGGUACUUACUGAUGUAGUGCACACACAUACACACAUACACGCCAUGUGUUGAUCGAUGCUCAAGUGAGAUGGGUGUCGGCGUGUGUGUGUGUGCAGGAUGGUUCCGCAGGCCCGUUGGAAUCCUUAUGAGCCCCACUGGAUCGCCUCGGUGUCGCACGAUGGAUGCCUCAAAAUCCUCGACACGAGAGCUACCAAACUCCCGCUGCAGACGGUAAGUAAAAAAUCGCGGUACACCGUGCCAUGCGUGUAUUGACGUGCCCUCAAUUCUUCAUAGGUGUCUCUUGAGGGAUGCAAGCUGCUGACGGUUGUGUGGGUGAGCCGGAGUGUGUGCGCGACGGGUGGGUCGGACGGUGUGCUGAGGCUGCAUGAGCUGCAACACGCGGGGGGGGCCGUCAACCAGCAGGACGACGAGUGAGAGAGCGAGGCGUGCC